AUGAUGGCGACGGCAAUUGUAUACGCCCAUGAACCCGACACGUCGAUUCAGACGACGAUACCAUCAGCAUCAAGACCCGACGUGGACGACGAAAAAGUCGGCGGGUUUCUGUUACGAUGCGGCCUGCGUCGCUCCGCCAUCGCCCGCGCGCACGAAUUCGCAGUCACAAGGUUCCCCGGGCAUGAAGUCGUCGCGGCGCCUUUUCAGGGAUACUGUUCUUACACGCUCCUGCUCCUCGCCAGACCCCCUGACGCGCGACGGCGGGAUUCGGGAUGCGAAGUGGAGAGGAAGAGCAGUCGCAGUACCGGAAGUGUUGAUGAGACCUGCAGCUGGGAAGCUUGCCAAGAUUGGAGGUUGGUGCAAUUUAGGCCUAGGCGGCAUGGUAUUGACGUCGGCGUCUGCGCGGAGGCGAGGAAGAUUCUGCUUGCGCUCGGUGUUGUUCCCGAAGUCGAGGAUCUGGGGAUGUUGACAGGGUUGGAGAUGGCCGAUGGCGGGAAGGGAGAGCUGUGUGGGUAUGCUAUUGAGAGGGUUGACGGUGUUUCGUUGACGGAUCUGAGGAAGGUAGGUGCCUUCGAUGUGGCGCAGAGGAGGAUGGAGGUUGUGCGGGAUCUGGCGAAAGUGUUUGCGGAGACGUGGAAAGGGAGACGGGACGGGGAGGCUGUUGUCAGGGGCAAAGUCGGCGGGAGCUUGAGGUGGAGGUUGGAGAUUAUGGUGGAGGGGCUGCCGAGAGAGUUUAGAGCUGUUGCGAGGAGAGUGGCGGGGGAAUUGGAGGGGAUUGAGAGAUUGCCUUGGGUUAUCACUCAUGGGGAUCUCGUGCCCGACAAUAUCAUGGUUCGCACCGAGGGAGUUCAGGCUGGGGGUUUGGUCGGGCUUAUUGACUGGGCUGAGGCAGAGUGGUUGCCUUUCGGGGUCGGCUUGUACGGCCUUGAAGAGGUUCUCGGAGAAGAUGUCCCUGUUGACGACGGCUACGCGGCGGAAAGCAGUAGUAGGUUUGAGUAUUACCCGGAGGCGGAGUAUUUGAGAGCACUCUUCUGGGAGGCAGUCGGGACGGUGGUGAAGAAUGAAGAGAUCGUUAGGAAAGCGAAAUCAGCGCAGGUUCUUGGAGUGCUGCUGUGGAGGGGCAUCGCAUUCGAUGAUGGAGCUUUGGGGAGGGUUGUUGAGAGUGAGAGAGACUGGUGGGAUGUUCAGCGGUUGAGAGCCUGGUUGUUUGAUAGGAGGGGUUUGGGCAUCGUGCCGCCGAGCGAGCGAUGGUGGGAGAAGGUCUGGAGGGAUGUUUGGGGAUGGAUUGGGCGGUGUGUCAAGUGA
Molecule: messenger RNA, 1305 nt
Organism: Colletotrichum truncatum
Lineage: Eukaryota; Fungi; Ascomycota; Sordariomycetes; Glomerellales; Glomerellaceae
Source: RefSeq, a predicted model, not a curated record